This is a messenger RNA of Zootoca vivipara (common lizard), 3342 nucleotides long. RefSeq lists its product as uncharacterized. The record is from RefSeq and is a predicted model, not a curated record. Lineage: Eukaryota; Metazoa; Chordata; Lepidosauria; Squamata; Lacertidae.
UAUAGAUUUAUGUCCGUUUGGCAGCCUCAGGGAGACAUAAUCGCUUUCCCGACAGCCUUUCGCAGCUGAGAGGGAUACUUUCGGUUUCGGAGCGCGUGUUUUCGCCGGCUCACUUCUCCUGCAGGGGAAAGCAGAGCCCGCGCCAAGGUUGCUGUGGGCGACAAUCCUACACAGGCAGGAGAAGAAGCGGCGUUUAUUUGGAGCGCAUUUGGGCGCCUCUUCCCCUUUUCGGCAGCCGAGGCGCUAAGAAGAAGUUAGGGAAGCAAUAAGAAAGAAAUCGAGUAAGCUUUCUCCUCUCUCUCUUUCUCUGGGCUGCACUCGUCUUUUCGCAACACCGAAAGGCUUCAGCCAGCUCUCCUCCCACCACGUUUCUGUGGAGGGGUUUUCUAGCAAAAGAGAAACAGCGACUGGAGCUAAAAGGGCUUGAAAUAUGGAGAGGGGUUUCCCCGUGUUCUGGGGUAGGCAACAGUAUGGACGUGGGUUUUAUGCAGCCAAUUUUCAAAAUGCAAACUAUUGGAGCGGCUGGUGGAAUUGGCAACAGAACAACAACCAUUGCCCAAAUACGCCAUCUGCGUGGGUACAUUGUGGCAAACCUCACAACUACAACGUUCCUUACCAAGGGAGUGGUUGGAAUCACUCUCAAGGAUCUUCCAAUGGGGCACAUUCCAGCCAAGGCCAUCAUAGAGGAGCUAAAAGCAAAUCUUCAAAAGGAAAAGGUCGUUCUAAAAAGCCAUCCCAUUCCUCGGGCUUAAUCAAUAAGACGCCAAAUAAAAAGGGAAAUAAUUUUGAAAAAACGGGAGGACCAUCAGCAACACCAGAGUCUAAACAAGGGCAGGAGAAUUCAGCAAGUUUGGUGAAAAAAACUGACACACCCAAGGUGGAUCUGAAGUCCAGCAAAACCAUCAUGUCGCCAAAGGAUUUCAGUUUUCAUUUGCCCUCUGUUUCCUCAACAUGUCCACAGAGCAAACAGGAAGUGCCAUCAAAGGGAAAAAAAGAAAUUGAGGUCAAGUUGGAAGACAGUCGGACCUCCGAAGACCCUCCCAGCCAGACUGCUCCUUUGUCACCUGUGCAUGCUCCAUCCAAGACAGCAGAAGGUCUUCCAGCCACAGUAAAGGAAGAACCUGUGGUGGGAGGCUGCGGUGUGAAAAUGAAUGAACUUGAGAUGUCUGGGUCUGAAGAUUGGGGAAAUUAUCAUCUAACAGAAGGAGGAACAGUUGGAUAUCAUCCUGGAGUGGAGUUGAAAGAUAGGCAGGCAGCUGAACAACCUCCCAGCCAGGCCUUAUCCUUUCCAUCUGCUGAAGCAUCUAUAGAAGACCAGCCACAACUUGUGACCACAGAAGGCAUUCAUACUACAAAAAAGGAACUGCCUGUGUUGCUGGAAGCCAUCCCACCCAAAGACCAUUUCAGCCAUGUUGGCUCACCUCCUGCUGUAGAAAUACCAUUCCUUUCUGAGACCACAAAUGAGAAUCAUUCAGAGGGAAAAGAAGACAUUGAACUGCUGGAAGCCAUUCCACCCAAAGACCAUUUCAGCCAUGUUGGCUCACCUCCUGCUGUAGAAAUACCGUUCCUUUCUGAGACCUCAAAUGAGAACCAUUCAGAGGGAAAAGAAGACAUUGAACUGACCCAAAUCACCAGCAGUCUUAAGGAUGGAGACCUCCAUAAGUCCUGUGCUGUGCUAGCUACUAGCUCCUCCAGCCUCCCAAGUACCCUGAGUGAUGUUCGUGUUGUGCCUGUACUGGUGAGAGAGAAAAAAUAUGAAAAGCUGGAAGCCAUCCCACCCAAAGACCAUUUCAGCCAUGUUGGCUCACCUCCUGCUGUAGAAAUACCAUUCCUUUCUGAGACCACAAAUGAGAAUCAUUCAGAGGGAAAAGAAGACAUUGAACUGACCCAAAUCACCAGCAGUCUUAAGGAUGAAGACCUCCAUAAGUCCUGUGCUGUGCUAGCUUCUAGCUCCUCCAGCCUCCUAAGUACCCUGAGUGAUGUUCGUGUUGUGCCUGUGCUGGUGAGAGCGAAAAAAUAUGAAAGGGCUGAAAAUGUAUGGGCACCUGAAGAUUGUCAGGCGCCACCCUGCAAUGUGAAUGAAGUUGGGAAGUGUCACAGAGUUUCUGAACAUGACAGUGACUUGGUGCUCUCACAGUCCCCACCUCACAGUCUCAUUUCCUGUGAUCAAAAAAGUGAUACUGAAAGAUGGCUGGAAUACUGUUCUUGUUCACCAAAGAACCAACACAGCAGUGAUUCGAGGCAUUCUUCCACAAAUUGGACAACAGGAGAGUUGCAUAUUCAGCGUUCAAGAUCCCCUCACAGACGAGAGCAAUCCCAUGGAAGCAGUGACCGGUCCCCUCGUUCACGAAAGGGCCGACACAGCAGUGAUUCACACCAUUCUAGAGCAAGCCGUGCCUCACGGGAGCUGCAUCUUCAGCGUUCAAGAUCGCCUCACAUGCGAGAACGAUCCCAUGGAAGCAGCGACUUGUCCCCGUGGAGGAGAGAGCACUCCAGCUUCUGUCACUGUGGAUAUUGCUACAAUCCACACCGAAAGAAUUUCUACGAGAGAGAUUCCCCUCCCUCUUAUUUGGUUCAGAAAAGAAGUCAUCGCUAUUCCCCAGAAAGAAGUGAAUUGUACAAAGCACCACAUUCCUACAAUCGUGAGAGCCCCAGAGAGAAGUUAAAGAAAAAAAUAUCAUCCUCUCAGAAAACUGAAAAGAAGAAGAAGGCAACAGCAAUUUCAGAGAAAGCAGGAAAAUCUAUCAAGACUAAGAAGAAAACCAAAGGAGACCAAGCUAGUGGUGCACCAAUAUCAUCAGAGACUGCACAAAAGUUACAGCCUGUGGAAACCGAAUUGUCUGACCCGAUCCAGGCAACAACCUGCAGUGAGGAUGCAGACCCCACUCAUCCCCUGUGUGCUGGAGAGAAAGAUGGCUUUUCAUCAUCCUCAAGGGCUUCUGAGGACCGUUCUGCAGCUGUACUAGCAAGAAAGGAAGAGAUAGAGCAGGCCUAUCAGCGAGUCCUCCUCAACUUUGCAGUGGUGACUGCCAUGCUGUUGGAAACAAAGCCAUGCAUGGAGGCGGCGAUGGAAGCAGCCUUGCGGGCCAACUUGAGAAGGAUCGGGAACUACUAUGAAUGCAUGCUGGAGGACUUCAUUGACAGCUAUGACUUGGCCAAUGCCAUCUAAUAGGAUGAUCUGACUAGUCUAAGGCAAAGAAAAAAAAUGGAGGAUUCCUGCCAGUGCAGAAGCUUUAGCAGCCCCCUACCCACAACAAAUAUCUUGUGAAAUGGUUUUUACAUUUGUUUCCUGAGAACUUAAAAACAUCUUUUUAAAUAAAAAUGACUGAUGGAGACAACAAA